Molecule: messenger RNA, 7519 nt
Organism: Closterium sp. NIES-67
Lineage: Eukaryota; Viridiplantae; Streptophyta; Zygnematophyceae; Desmidiales; Closteriaceae
Source: the annotation of a GenBank genome assembly
CAGAUGCAGAAACAGAGCAAGUAGCGUACAGUGCUGCACCGUCAUCCCUCCCUCCCAGAGUCGUGCCGGCUCCGCGUCACCAUGGCGCGCGCUGCCGUCGCUCUGACUUCCUCAGCUCGGAUCUCGUUUCACGAGCUUGCAUGUCCUUCUUGCCGUACGUUGAAUCCGCACCCGACAAUUAGGGUUUGACGAGCCUGCUUUUGAUUCCGACUCAUUAUUUUUUACGAGUCGCUCGCGCUAAACUUCGAUCUCUCCUCCACGUUAAUCAGUAUCGCUUGGCGAAGUCGCUCCGCCAUAAGCCGAAGAUCAGGAGCAUUCCGUCCGUCCACCAGAUCCCCCCCGCUAGAAAACUAGUUUUGAGACCUCUUGAAACUAUAUUGCUAUCAUAAGAAUCAGGAGCAUUCCGUCCAUCUACCAGAUCCCCCUCGCUUCCCCAGAUCGCACAAUAAUCCAACCCCACUCUCCCUUCUCCCUCCACUCCCCCCACCCAUUGUGCGCGAUUUUUUAGAAUUCUUCACUCCUCUCGAGUGAAUGACCCUCACUCCGCCGUACCGCCUCCUCUCUUGAGUCAACUCAAACGUCGCUCCGCCGUACCGCCGGUGAUUUUUGAGUCGUCUGAAAACCCACCGACUGAAUGACCGUCACCCUGCCGUACCGUCUCCUUUUCUGACGCGCUGAUCCGAAUCGCGAUGUAUUUGACCCGCUGCUGCUUGACGCAAUCGCAUUCGCGGGGUAUAGCGAGCCAAAAUGGGGACUUUGGCUCACCAGUCGCGUCGCGUCGAUUCGAAUGCCCUCUAUUUUAGCGUCGCGACAAGGACGGACGGCUCAUUGGAGCCAUCCGCACGUGCGCCGGCCGAGUCGGAUCUGUUCGCUCGUGCGAACACAGACUCGGAGUAUUCCGCACGUGCGCCGGCCGACGCAAUCUUUUCCGCGGACUCGUUCUCCGCGCGUGCGCCGGCACGAGGGGAAGAUGCGGAGAAGUUAGCGCAGGCGGAGAUACAUCCGGAGGAGCGGAAAGCGCAGGAGAUGCGCCACGCGCGGAGCGCGAUUCAGGUCGGGGGGGAGAGCCGGCGGCGCGGCAAGGACGGGGGAGGGGACGGGGACGAUGGGAGGGGAGUGCGGCUCCGCCGAAACGAGGAGGGCAGCGGAAUUCAUGCGGCGGAAACGAGAAGUAGUAGCGGAUGGUCUGGUGAAGGGAGACUGGAUGGAAAUGGUAUAGGAGCAGGGGGAAGAUGGCGAGGGGAAAGAGAAGGGCUGGGGGGAAGGGGAGGAAGAGGCGGGAGGGGCGGGAGGAGCGGGAGAAGAGGAGGGAAGGAGGGGGAAGAUGGUUCGCGAGAUGGUUCGAGAGAUGGCCGGGGGGAGAGCGUGGGAGGGCUGACAGUGAAAAGCGACGGGAGGAUUCAUGCUUGUAGUUCCGUUAGCGAGAGUGACAGUAACGGCGGCAACACCAGCAGCAGCAGCAGCAGCAGCCGUAACUCGUGCGGCAAGAGAGGCGACAGCGGGAGUCGCACCAGGAAUGUUGCUGCUGCUGCUGCUGCUGCUGCUGCUGGGAGUGGGUCAGGCAGUGGGGCAGGGAAUGGGUGGGGCCAUAAUUUCGGGAAUGUCGGAGGCGUGGCGGAAACCGCGGGGCCCGCUGGAGGAGGGGCAGGCGUGAGCGGUGGGGGAGGGGCAGGGGGAGGGACAGGGGGAGGGGCAGGUGGAGGGGCAGGGGGAGGGGCAGGGGGAGGGGCAGGUGGGAAAUCUUCUGCAAACCUAUUAGCGAGGAGAGCAGCACGUGGGGUGUGGGCAGGUGGGGUGGGGCAAGGCGGGGGAGGUGCGGGUGGGGGGGAUUCGCCUGAUUCCGCUUUUGAGUCGACUCAAAAGCAUUCCGCGCACCUGUUCAGCCGCAGCAGCAGCGAGGCGAGCACAACGAGCAUCGCCAGCAACGGGCUCAGCAGCAGCAGCGGCAAUACUAGCGGCGGCACCACCACGCGUAGCAGCAGCACGACCACCACCGGCGGCAGCAGAAGCGCCACCAUUACCAGCAGCAGCAGCAGCAGCAGCAGCAGCAGCAGCAGCAGCAGCAGCAGCAGAAGCACCAUCAACAGCUCCACUAACAGCAGCAGCAUAACAAACAAGAACCCAACUGGCCGAGUCUCCUGUCUGCCGCCCAAAAGCCCCCUCUCCCUCCCCCUCUCCCCCUGUAUGGGCUUCUCCCCGCACUCCCUCCCCUCCUCCUCCGCCUCUUCCCCCUUCUCCUUCUCUUCCGCCUCAUCCCCGUCUUCCUUCUCCGCCCCAACUUCCCCUUUCUCCGCUUCUUCCCAAUCCUCCACCAAUCCCCCCUCCCCCCUCUCCUCCGCCUCCUCCUCCCCUACUGCCCUUUCUGCCGACACCAAUGCGGCAACUGUCGCCGCCGCUGCCGCCAGCGCCGUCGCGGCUGGUGCUGGCGCUGGUGCUGGAGCUGGUGGUGCUGCUGCUGCUGCUGCUGGUGAUGGUGGUGGUGGUGGUGGUGGUGCUGCUGCUGCUGCUGCUGCUUCUGCUGCUCCGUCCGUCCCUCCGUCCGUCCCUCCGUCUGUCCCCCCGUCCGUCCCUUCGUCCGUCCCUCCGUCCGUCCCUCCGUCCGUCCCUCCUGCUGCUCCUCGGUCCUCUCUUCUGGCAGCUGCCGCCGACGAUUGUCGAGCGCUUGUUGCGCCACCCACAACCUCCACACCCCCCACAACCUCCACACCCCCCACAACCUCCACACCCCCCACACCCCCCACACUGCAGAGCCAGCCGUCCGCUUCCCAGCCCUGUCCCUCCUCCCAAACCUCCACCGCCCGAGCCUGCACUUUCCAAGCCUGCCCGUCAGGCUUGGCAGGCUUGCUGCAGGACUGCCAAGAGGCGGUGUCUCGAGCGUUGGAGGACUUUGAAGCGAGGCUGGAUGGGAUGGUGCUGGGGACGCACUCCCCUCCGCACUCCCCUCCGCACUCCUCUCCGCACUCCCCUCCGCACUCCCCCCCACACUCCCCCCCGCACUCCCCUUUUCUCUCCACUACUACCGAGAGUGUCUCUCCUUCUGCUGCUGCUGCUUCACCUGCGGCACCUGUUGCGGCCAACGCUGCUGAAGGGGCACUUGUUGAUGCUGAAGGUCUUUCUUUUGAAACGCGUGAACCAGCAGCAGCAGCAGCAGCAGUGGAAUCAGGAGCAGCAGCACCAACGGCGGCAGCAGCAGCAGCAGCAGCAGCAGUAGCAUCCGCCCCAUUCCCCCUCACCUGCUUUGCUAGUCCCCUACCCUCCCCCCUACCCUCCCCCCUACCCUCCCCCCGCUCCUCUCCUCUCCCCUCUCCCCGCCCCUCGUCCCUCGCCUUUCCCCGCGCCUAUCCUUUCGCCUCUCCGCUUGCCUCCCCUCUCCCCUCCCCCCGCCCCUCUCCCCCCAGCUAUGCGCCCCCCCCCAUAAGAUCCCCCCGUUCCGCCAGCGCGCAGGCGUCGCCCAGAGGAGGGGGGGGAGGGGGGGGAGCAGGUAGGGUGCAGUGGGAAGGGCCCAGGGGCAGCGCGGAAGCACAUGGUAUCGCAUCCCCGCGUUCCGCCAGUGCGCUGGCGGCAUCCCCCAGGGGCAGCGCGGAAGGCAGCGGGGGGGAAGCACAUGCGCUGAGAUCCCCCCGUUCCGCCAGCGCGCAGGCGUCGCUCAGUGGACGAGGGGGAGCAGGCAGCGCGCAGUGGGGACGCCCCAGGGGCAGCGGGGACGUCAGUGGAGGCAGCGGCGGGAGGGACGGGGGGAUGGGCGGAGGAGGCAAGGGGGGGAGCAGAGGAGGAGGAGGCGGAGGGGAAGGGAAGGCAGGGGAUGCGCCCUGCCUCUCCCCUCGUGUUGCCAACGGGGGGCUGACGGAUAGGGGGAGAAUGAGAGUUCCAAGAAUGGACUCCUCUGCAGGAGUGGGGUCGAGAAAUGGGAGGGGUUUGACAGCAGCAGCUCAGAGCACAGAUAUAGGGGCCAUGGUGCACGGAGCACAGGGUGGUGGGACCGUUGCAGGUACGGGAAUGAGUAUGAGUAGGAGCAGGAGCAUGAGCGCGUUGCACGGCGAGGGCAAGGGGACGGAAGCCACGCCUGCAGCCUCCCCUUUCCGAGGCUUACCUUCUCCGCCAGGUGCUGCCUCAGGUGCUGCCUCAGGUGCUGCCUCAGGUGCUGCUUCAGGUGCUGCUUCAGGUGCUGCUUCGGGUGCUUCUGCAGGUGCUGCCUCAGGUGCUGCUUCAGGUGCUGCUUCAGGUGCUGCUUCGGGUGCUUCUGCAGGUGCUGCCUCAGGUGCUGCCUCAGGUGUUGCCACAGGUUCUGCCUCAGGUGCUGCUUCUGGUGCUGCCUCAGGUGCUUCUGCAGGUGCUGUCUCAGGUUAUGCUUCUGAUGCUACAACAGGUUUUGCUGCAGCAGACCAUUCAAAACCCUCUGCCCUCUCAUGCACUCUCUCCUCUUACCCCCUCCCUCACCUCUCCCCUCGCUCUCCUUCUCACGGCUCCCCACACCUUCCAAGCUCCUCCCUGCCCCCGAACUCUGCCAGCCACUCCCCCUCUCCCCACUUUCCCUCACCCCGCCCCUUCUCAUCUCUACCCGCAUCUCCUCACCUCCCUUCUCCCCACCUCCCUUCUUCUCAACCCCCCUCUCCCCAGUCUUCCUCUCUCCUACCCCCCUCCCCUCGUUCCCUGCCUAAACCCGGCCCCCUCUCUGUCAAAUCGCACUCCUCUUCCGCUCUCAUCCCCCCAUCCAAACCCCUCUCUUCCUUCCCCUCCUCUUCUUCCUUCCCAAAUUCCUCCUCUCCCUCUUCCUAUCAACCUCCUCCCUCCUCUUCUCCCUCCUCUUCUCCCUCCUCACUUUCUCCUCUCUCUGCUGCGCCUCUCAGCACCUCCUCCUUCUUCUCCUCCUCCUCCUCCUCCUCCUCCCCCUCUCCCACUAAUAACGCAAUGAAGCCUUCACACACACGGAAACAGCAUCCUACCCCUCAGCUGCACCGGCCGCACGAGCAGCAGCAACACCAGCAGCAGCAACAGCAACAGCAGCAGCAACAGCAGCAGCAGAAACAGAACCAGAACCAGCAGCAGCAGCAACAGCAGAAACAGCAACAGCAACAGCAAAUGCAGCAGCAGCACCAGAACCAGCAGCAGCAGCAGCAGCAGCGCCAUAUGAAUCAUCGGCGCAUGUCCCUGUCCCUAGACCUGCGAGAGACAGUGUGGGCCGGUGCUGCAGAAGCAGACGAGAUCAUUCCCAUAGCACGCGCUGCUCCCUCUCUUGUUGACCAGGGAAAGGGGGGAUUCUGCACCAUUGCUGCUGCGAACCUGCAGAGGCCAUGGAAAUUGCACCCAUCCCAACCGCAUUCUACCGCACAGCAGCUGCCAGUCUCAAAGCAGCACCAGUACCAGCUUCAGCAGCACCAGAGGCAAUGGCAGCAGCAACGCCAGCAGCAGCAGCAGCACGAAAGAGUGAGGCGGCGACGCUUGUCCCUAUCACUGGAUCUUAGGGAGACAGUGUGGGCCGCUGAGCCGGGCGGCAUUGCUCCAGUAGUGAAGGGCCCGGAGGGUGCGGAGGCAGUGAACAAGCAACUCAAACAAGGCACUGGUGGUAGAGGCAGCUCUGGUUACAGCAGCCCUUACAGAGGCCCAACAGGAGUCGUUACCACCUCUCUUGGUUCUCUCUCUGCUCCUGGGCCUCUCUGUCCCAAUCCUGUUCCUGUUGAAUUAAGGAGUCCAGGGGCGGGUAGCACCCCUGUUGCGAACCCUUACAAUGCUCGGCCUGCUGCCAGUCUUGCUGCUGCACCACGUGGGGACUCCCAUUCCUCUCCGCAUGCCCUUAUCAAUUCCCCUCACCAGCCGCAGCCGAAGCAGUGCCACCUUGAUUCUGUCCCUCCCCGCCGUGCCCCCACCCCCACCCAUACCUUCUCGCCCUUGCAGCACAUCGCCUUACACUCCUCCCACACCCCCACACACAACUCCCCUCACUCGUGCUCCUCCUCCCCUCACUCCAUCUCCUCCGCUCUCUCCUCCCCUCACUCCUCCCCUCACUCCUCACCUCACUCCUCCUCUCCCUCACUCCACCGCUCCCCUCUCCGCCCUCCACACCACCCCUCCCCUCUCCACCGCUCCUUCUCUUCCCUCUCUUCCCUCUCUUCCUCCUCUCACGCGCUCAAACCCGUGCAAGCAGCCUGUAGCCCUCUGGAAGUCCCUAGUGCCAUCAAACGCAGCCGGACUGCCACAAUGGCUACUAGCCGCAGCAGAAGCAGCAGCAGCAGCAGAAGCAGCCCCUCCAGCAGCAGCAGUGCUGCCGGCACUUUGUUCACUGCGGGUGUGUCGAGGACGGGGCGUGGAGCAGAGCCGUGUGCUUCUGAGGUGUCUCAGCAACAGGCUCUGCUGUCUGCUGAUGCCUCUAGGGUGGGAGGAGGAGCGGGGGUGUGCGGGGCGCAGGUGAGUGGGGUGGUGGAGGGGGGAGGUGCAAGAAAGGUGCACGUGGUGGCUCGGCACAAGAAGAGUCCUUCUAUGGGUGCUCUGCCCUGGGCUUCCCUUGCUGCUGGUGCUGCUGCUGGUGGUGCUGGUGGUGCUGGUGGUGCUGGUGGUGCUGGUGAGGGUGUUUCUGCUUCUGCUAGGAUGGCGAAAAGCGAGAGCGUGAGUAGCAGCAGCAGCUGCAGAGGCAGCAGCAGGGAGUUGGUAAGACAGGAAGGUACCAGCAGCGGCGGCAGCAGUGGGAGCUGCAGGCACGGCAGCAACAACAGCAGCAGCAGCAUGAGCAUGAGCAGCAGCACCAAAGAGCGAGCUGCCGACUCUGGCAGCUAUAGUGCAGGAGAAGGCAUCAUGCGACGGUGUAUUACAGCAUGUGGGCAGCCUUUAGCGAGUCCAAGGAAUGCUUAUAAUGGAGCACUGCAGGCUCGAUGGCAAUCCAAGGAGACAGGAGAUCAAGGGGAUACGGUGCAAGGGGAAGGAGUGCAAGGGGAUGCAGGGCAAGGGGAAGGAGUGCAAGGGGAUACAGUGCAAGGGGGAGGAGUGCAAGGGGAUGCAGGGCAAGGUGGAGGAGUGCUGCGGCGAAGAGGGCCGGGAGGCAAAGGAGGGGGAAGAGGAGGGGGAAGGGGAGGGGGAGGUGGUAAAGGAAGGGGGCCAGGAAUCGGCAUGCCUCACAUGCAUAACAUGCCUCACAUGCAUAACAUGCCUCACAUGCAUAACAUGCCUCACAUGCAUAACAUGCCUCACAUGCAUAACAUGCCACAUGGAGUUGGCACUGGGAAUGCACAUGGGACGACCCAGGCCCGCCCGCUCCAUGCAACCCAAAGAGCCGCUACAACUCAUCUCGCCUAAGAUAGUUACUCACUGCAUUAGCCAAUCGGCCGAGCUGUUUGAGGUGUGCUACGAUGUAUGUGUGGUGGUGAUAGUUCGAUGAGGCACAGUGGGCAAAAGGGUCCGGAGUUCAAAAGUUUUGGUAUCCGUCCGUAAGAGGGCUCAUGGAUCCUAGACAGACACGGUGGAUAUAAUCAUGGUGUUUGGUGUUCGGAAUGCCUUGUUUUUGUUAACGUAGAAACGAAAUGAUUACUAG